GCCUUCCCCGGCUUUGACUACCCGGCCCACCUCUGGUGCAGCUCGCGGGAGAUCGCCGUCGCCUGCCAGGUGGAGAGCCACUGCGCCAACCUCUCGCGCCCCAGCGCCACCCCCGUGGAGCUGAGCCUGUACUACGAGAGCCUGUGCCCGGCGUGUCGCAUGUUCCUGGUCCAGGAGCUCUUCACCACCUGGCUGCUGCUGCCCACCGAGGCCCUGAGCAUCACCCUGGUGCCCUACGGCAACGCUGAGGAGAGGAAUGUCAGCGGGAAGUGGCACUUCCAGUGCCAGCACGGCCCGGAGGAGUGUUUGGGCAACAUGAUCGAGGUGACGGUGACGGUCCCCGUCCCCACGUGGUACUUCCUCGGCAUGGGCACGCUGGAGGGCCAGUCUCUAGAGGAGAGCUGGGAGGAGCUGAAGGAGAAAUUUUGGGAGUUUUACAAGGCUGACUGGUGCGUCUGGCCGGCGGCUCAGCUCAUGAAUUUCCUCUUCGUCCCGCCCAAGUACCGGGUGGUUUACAUCAACGUGAUCACGCUGGGCUGGGACACCUACCUCUCCUACCUCAAGCACAGGGUGAGCGCCGGCGUCACGGUGCCGCGCGGCCUCUUCACAGAAGCACGGCACUACAGGAACACACGAGGAGCCGAAGGCCCUGCGGCAAAUUAG
Molecule: messenger RNA, 663 nt
Organism: Aptenodytes forsteri (emperor penguin)
Lineage: Eukaryota; Metazoa; Chordata; Aves; Sphenisciformes; Spheniscidae
Product: GILT-like protein C02D5.2
Exons: 7
Cellular component (GO): lysosome; membrane
Molecular function (GO): oxidoreductase activity, acting on a sulfur group of donors, disulfide as acceptor
Source: RefSeq, a predicted model, not a curated record